UAACGGCUUCCCUUCCGAAACCCAUGUUUCGGUUUUUUUAUCCCUCAGUUAUGAUUUUAGCUCAUUCAAUGACAUCUGUGCCACACACGAUCCUCUCCAGGACCAUACCCGUAGUGUACAGGAGAAAGAUUGGCCAAUAUGAUGCAGAAUCAUCUGAAGAUCCCUCUCGCUCCCAGCAGGAGCACCAAGCAAAGAAGUGCACUCUUGUGGCCUCGGCGAAUUCUACAUUGAUAUUCUAGAAUUUAUUUAUUUGUUCAUCUAUCCCUUGUG
Nezara viridula (southern green stink bug) is the source of this 270-nucleotide messenger RNA. Lineage: Eukaryota; Metazoa; Arthropoda; Insecta; Hemiptera; Pentatomidae. The record is from the annotation of a GenBank genome assembly.